Messenger RNA from Lingula anatina, 1170 nucleotides. Its product is annotated as trace amine-associated receptor 6-like. Gene Ontology annotation, molecular function: G protein-coupled receptor activity. Gene Ontology annotation, cellular component: membrane. Lineage: Eukaryota; Metazoa; Brachiopoda; Lingulata; Lingulida; Lingulidae. The record is from RefSeq and is a predicted model, not a curated record. Gene Ontology annotation, biological process: G protein-coupled receptor signaling pathway.
AUGGACCUCCUCAAUUCCACCAAAUUGGAGGACGUCACAAUUGGUCUUGAUAUCAACUUGACAUAUGACCUCGGCCUCGACAAAACAUACGACCCUGACCUCGACUUCAACCGUUUCUAUGACAACAACAAUAACACCAAUGAAGUAUACCAGAUUCCGAUGCGUGUUUGGGGCUACUUAACGAUACCAGUAGUUGUCUUUGCCUUUUUGGGGAACUUUUUAGUAAUAUGCGCUGUCUUGAUGACCACUAAACUUCACAAGAACAGCAAUGUCCUUAUCAUCGCCCUGAGUAUUACAAACGGCCCAGUGUCUUCACUUGUCCUCGUCCCCUACAUAUACACUCACGUGACAUGCCAGUGGGGAUUGGGCGACAGGGCGUGUGCUCUGUUAGGUUUCACAGGCUGGGUAGUAUUCAGCGCUUCUUGCCUCAUCCUUGGAUUCAUCACCAUUCAACGCUACUGUGCUAUUGUAUGGCCCUUGUGGUUCCGCACUACCAUGAUGCUGAACAGCAAGCUAAUCAAUGGGGUUUUUGUGGUUAUCAGCUAUGCGUUCCCCUUUGUGAUCCACCUUCCUGUUAUGUUUGGAGUUGGUGGAGAGAUGGGAUUUGACCCCAUAGAAUGUCGUUGUAGUAUGCUGACGUCCAAUAGCAAAGCGUUUCGAUUCAUCAGCAAGGCUUUGGCAUGGGGCAUUCCGACUUUCACCAUGAUCUACUGUUACGCCCACAUUAUGUACUCAGCGUACAAGAACAAGAAGGGACUCCUGGAAAUCAAUCAGGCUCAGCAUCAGCAGGCUCAGAAGUUUCGCAUGAACAUACGAAUUGCUAAAAUGUUCGGAAUGUGUUUUCUGGCUUACAACAUUCUCCUGGUGCCCACCACCGUGAUGGAAAUCAUGACCAAGAAGCUGCAGUCGAGGAAUGGUAGUGAAGCCGCCACCCUUUUGUUCAUGUGCACCUUCGUUGUGAAUCCUAUCAUCUACGGGUUUACCAAUAAGAACUACAGACAUGCCUAUAAGAAUAUAUUAACUGGGAGGUGUAUGAAAAACAACGCGGUGAGACCGGGGGCAGAACCAGGACCCAGCAUAGAAAUUCCAGUCCUACCAAGCACUUCGCGUUCUAAAGAGGGGGAGACAGGCCAUCAGGUAUCCUCAUCCUUUUCAGGUACCAUGAGUUAA